AAUCAAUUAAUUUCUUUUUUUUCAAGUUUAUUUCUUAAAUGGCGUGACAGUAAUUUUUUUUCGUGAAUCGUAAAACAAAUGGAAGUAGACAGAAUUAUGUAUAUUUUUGGAAGCUUCACGCGUAAAAAGCAAGAUCGAAGGAAAUCAUUGGAACCGUCUUCGAUCAGUGCUGGUAACAGUCCUUUGCACCAGAAGUGUUCAAGACCGGCCAGUCAAAGCUUGUGCGUCGGGCUGCGGUCUUCGUAUAGUGAAGGUCGGAAGAGCAGGGUUAAAGAUUGGGAGUGUGGUCUGUGCAAAAGGGAGCUGGUGGAACCCAGGCUGCUGGGAUGCCUUCACAGCUUCUGUACCAGAUGUCUCCAGGGUCUACGGCGCGAAGAGGAGGAAGAUGUGUGGAAUGAAGUUGACGAUGGUUCCAUACAGUUGGAACCCGAGGAGUGCGGGUCAGGUUCGGGCGCUGGUUCCGCAGGCUCGGCGGGCUCGGGCUACGAGAGCGACGCUCGCAACUCCAACUCGGAGGGAAGUCUUGACGACAAGCCGCAGAAAUACGGCAUAUUCAUUAAAAAGGUGUCAGGUAGAAGUGUGCAGUUGUUGGUGUGUCCGACAUGCGGGCACGAGACACAGCUGCCUCCUGCCGGCGUGUCGGACCUGCCGCUCAACUACGUGCUACUGCGCAAGAUGAGUCUCGCCGACAGAGAGGAUGACGUCACGGUGCUGUGUGACAUGUGCGAUGCUGACAAUAAGGCGGAGAGUCGAUGCAGCCAGUGUCUGGUGAGCGUGUGCGCGGCGUGCGGCAAGGCACACGGCCGCACUAAGGCCACCUCCGGGCACUACCUUGAGCCCCUCAUGCCGCAGCCCACCUACUGCGCCCGUCACACAAACUCCGAGCUCACCAUUUACUGCGCCACCUGCCAGCAGGUGAUCUGCGGCGACUGCAGCGUGGUGUCGCACGCGGGGCACGCGCUGGCGAGCGCAGCGCGGGCGGCGGCGGAGCGCGCGCGUGCACUGCGCGACGCCUGCGAGCGCGCCAAGCUCGUGCCCGAGCACGUCGAGCGCGCGGCACGUGCCCUCAGCGCACACGCGCUAGACACAGAUAGCGAGGCGAGCCGCGUGGAGGCGGAGGUGCGCGCGUGGGCGGAGCAGUACCGGCGCGCGGCGGAGGCGCACGGUCGCGCGCUGGCCGCGGCCGCUGCUCGUGCACGUGCCCGCCAGCGACAGCGCGUCGAGCGCGCACAUCAAGACCUGCAGCAGCGCGCGCAACACGCACAACAUGCCGUACGCUUCACUGAAGAGCUGCUGUCGGGAGGGCGGGCGGAGGAGGUGCUGUCGCUGAGCGGUCCCGCACUGCGCCGGCUGCAGCGGCUGACGGAGCUGCCGGCCGAGGCGCCGCCGCGUCUCGUGCUGCGCCUGGACCCCGCCGCGCGGCUCGGCCCCGACUCCGUGCUGUGCGGCCGGCUGCUGACGCAGGCGCCGGACCCUGACACCAGUAUACUGCAUACUGAAGGUCUACAAGACCUGCACGUGGACUGCGAGCACGAGGCCAUCGUGGAGCUGCGCGACAGCAACGGGGAGAGGAUUUGGUGCGGAGGGGAACAGGUGGUGGGCUACCUGCGGCGGCGGGACUCCAGCGAGCGGCCGACAUGUGCGCGCGCAGCAGACCGGCACGACGGCUCGUACGCACUGCGCCUCGCACCGCGCGCACCCGGCGCGUACCUCCUCGCUGUCACACUCAAUGACACGCCCAUCAAAGGCAGUCCGUUCGCGUGCUGCGCGCGAGUGUUCAAGUCGCACGCUGGUCAGUUCCACUGCUGCACCUUCUGCUCGAGCGGUGGGCGGCGCGACGUGCGCUGCGGCUGCGGCGCCACCAUGCCCGGCGGAUACAAAGGAUGCGGACACGGGCACGCGGGGUGGCCGGGCGCGCGGCACUGGUCGUGCUGCGGCAGCACGCUCGCGCACGGGCCCUGCGCCAAGCACCCGCACAAACAUCGCCUCUACCAGUUCUCUCUGUGAAGUUCUCCUCCAUUCACAUGCAUACAUC
Molecule: messenger RNA, 2035 nt
Organism: Papilio xuthus (Asian swallowtail)
Lineage: Eukaryota; Metazoa; Arthropoda; Insecta; Lepidoptera; Papilionidae
Product: tripartite motif-containing protein 45
Exons: 11
Coding region: 79-2007 (642 amino acids)
Molecular function (GO): protein binding; ubiquitin protein ligase activity; zinc ion binding
Source: RefSeq, a predicted model, not a curated record